Messenger RNA from Aaosphaeria arxii CBS 175.79, 708 nucleotides. RefSeq names its product altered inheritance of mitochondria protein 31, mitochondrial. NCBI's taxonomy places the organism in Eukaryota, Fungi, Ascomycota, Dothideomycetes, Pleosporales. The coding region runs from base 42 to 545 and encodes 167 amino acids. Gene Ontology annotation, cellular component: mitochondrion. The record is from RefSeq and is a predicted model, not a curated record. The transcript is spliced from 2 exons. Gene Ontology annotation, biological process: mitochondrial respirasome assembly.
AUAAUUGACCUUCCGCGACAAGCUCCGUCACCUCCGCAAGCAUGUCGUCUCCAAACAGUGCUCCCCUCCCCUCGUCCUUUGACGAAAAUGAGGACUUCUAUAACGAAAACCGUCUCGACAAAAUUUGGCGACGUCUUCGUGAAGAACCUCUCGUUCCCCUUGGUUGUGGUCUUACAGUAUGGGCGAUCGUUGGUGCAACACGCGCAAUGCGCAAGGGUGAUCACAAAAUGACAAACUUAUAUUUCCGCCGCCGCCUUUACGCACAAGCUUUCACAAUCGCCAUGCUGGUGGCGGGUAAUCUCUAUUGGCAAAAAGACAGAGUCAAGCGAAAGGAAUACGAGAAACAGGUGGAACAGAAGAAAGCAUCCGAAAAGAGGGAUAGGUGGUUGAAAGAAUUGGAGAUGCGCGAUGAGGAGGAAAAGGCAUGGAAGGAGAGAAUGGCAAAGAAGGUGAGAGGCGAAAGCAUCGACGAUACCAAGGGCGUCACAGAGCUGGUAGCACAGAAGACCAAAGAAUUAAAGAACCAGAAUAUCGGAGAAAAGUGAUUCAAUUUCUGGAGGAUAAUUGCGAGUCGCCGACAAGACUCUGGGGCAAUAUAAGCUCCGACUACCUGGCAUGGCGGCACUCAUACUAUCCCUAGUCGCCCGACAGGGUGUCGCCGAUGCAAGUUUAGCAGGAUCUACUUCGUCUUCUUUCUCUGUGCAUAUU